This is a messenger RNA of Cucurbita maxima (winter squash), 3841 nucleotides long. Its product is annotated as respiratory burst oxidase homolog protein B-like. The transcript has 12 exons. Gene Ontology annotation, molecular function: peroxidase activity; calcium ion binding; NAD(P)H oxidase H2O2-forming activity. Gene Ontology annotation, cellular component: plasma membrane. NCBI's taxonomy places the organism in Eukaryota, Viridiplantae, Streptophyta, Magnoliopsida, Cucurbitales, Cucurbitaceae. The record is from RefSeq and is a predicted model, not a curated record. Bases 1115 to 3784 code for a protein of 889 amino acids.
CUAGAAUUAAACCCAUCAACUUUGAAUAAUAAUCUUCCUCACCCUCCCAAUCCCUCAUCAACUAUAAACCUCUUUCCCUUCUCCCCUCCUCACCCUUCAAACUUCACCAAAAACGACUACAGAUUUUCCAAAUCUAGAACUCAAAACUUCAGAGGGUCAGCUCACAUUCAAAUCAAACUUUUCUCUUAAUUCUCUUAGUUUUUCUUCCAAAACUCCUCUUGAAUUCUUUGUUUUGUAAUCAUUAGUGUUCUUUUGGGUUAUCUUAUUUUCCUUCUUCCUGCUCACAGUCUCUUCGUGUGUAGUUUUUCACGAGACAGCUAUUAGGAUAACACCCAUUUUCCAGCACUGAAUCAUCCAGAACUCAAAACUCAGAAGGUCAGCUCACAUUCAAAUCAAACUUUUCUCUUAAUUCUCUUAGUUUUUCUUCCAAAGCCCCUCUUUGAUUUCUUUGCUUUGUAAUCAUUUGUGUUCUUUUGGGUUACUUCCUAAGAUUAUUGAUUCUCCUCUUCCUGCUCAUAGUCUCUUCUCUAGGCAUGGAUUUGUGUAUUUUUUUCACGAGCUAGCUAUUAGGAUAACACCCAUUUUCCAGUACUGAAACAUCCAGAACUACAAACUCAGAGGGUCAGCUCACAUUCAAAUCAAACUUUUCUCUUAAUUCUCUUAGUUUUUCUGCCAAAACUUCUCUUGCAUUCUUUGUUUUUGUAAUCAUUAGUGUUCUUUUGGGUCAUUUUCUAAGAUUGUUGAUUUUCCUUCUUCCUACUCGUAGUCUCUUCUCUAGGCCUGGAUUUGUAUGUAGUUUAUCACGAGCUAGCUAUUAGGAUAACACCCAUUUUCCAGAACUAAAUCAUGUGAUUGUUUGUUUUACUUUAUCCUACGAUUUUCUUUUGUUCAAUGGGCAGAGACAUGAAUGGAGAGUGGUGGAAUUAUUGUAACUUAUAAUAAGAUUUGAAAAGCCCAAACUAUCCUUAGGGAGUCAACAUUUUUGGCGUUUUAAUAAUUGGGUUGAUGGCUCUAACUUUUUCUAACUUUUCUGUCUCUCAGGCAUUACAACAAACACCUGGUGUGCGUGUUACAGUGCAUACAAGAAACAGAGAGAUCAGAUUCAGAUCCAACAAUGGAGGGCGAAGAAAACAAACCUGUAGAUUCAUGGUCAGACACAGAGAGCACAGGGAGCUCCAAACGAGUUGCCUUCAGCGGUCCGUUACCAGGACCUUCAGUCGCCUACAAAAGAACCAACAGCUACAGCAGCAGCACAAGAAGCACUAUGAGAAUCAAAGACGACGAUCAGUACGUCGAGAUUACCUUAGACGUUCGCGACGACUCAGUCUCGGUUCAGAACAUCAAAGGAGGAGAUUCAGAGACGGCAAUGCUAGCGAGCCGAUUGGAGACAAAACGCCCUACGCUAGGCUCUCAAUUGUCGUUCAAAUUGAAGCAAGUAUCACAGGAACUGAAACGGAUGACAUCCUCCAAAAGCUUCAACAGAAUCGACAGAACAAAAUCUGGCGCAAGUCGUGCCCUAAAUGGCCUCCGAUUCAUGACCAAAAGCGUCAGAAGUGAAGCCUGGUCAGAGAUUGAGAAUCGAUUCAAUGAACUCGCCAUUAACGGAGAGCUUCCGAAGUCGUUGUUCGCAAGAUGCAUAGGCAUGAACGAGUCGAGCGAGUUCGCCGGCGAGUUAUUCGAGGCGUUGGCUCGAAGAAGAGGCAUAACUUCGACCUCCAUAAUCAAGGGGGAACUUCGUGAAUUUUGGGAGCAAAUUAGCGAUGAAAGCUUCGAUUCAAGGCUUCAAAUCUUCUUCGAUAUGGUGGACAAGAAUGCCGAUGGCCGCAUUACCGGAAAAGAAGUCAAAGAGAUUAUUGCAUUAAGUGCUUCGGCUAACAAGUUAUCAAAAAUCCAAGACGACGCGGAAGAAUAUGCUACUCUGAUUAUGGAAGAGUUGGACCCCGACAACCUCGGAUAUAUCGAGCUAUACAAUUUGGAAAUGCUACUCCUGCAAGCGCCAAACCAAGCAUUGGCAAGGAAUCGCGUAACAGACAGCCGAGUGCUGAGCCAACUACUGAGCCAAAAGCUCGUGCCCACAAAGGAAUACAACCCCAUCAAGCGCACCUACCGCUCACUCCGCUACUUCGUUGAGGACAAUCGGAAGCGCAUCUGGGUCUUCUCUCUAUGGCUCGCCAUUUGCGCCGCUCUUUUCGCCUGGAAGUUCGUCCAGUACCGCCAUCGGGCCGUCUUCCAUGUCAUGGGCUACUGCGUCACCACCGCCAAGGGCGCCGCUGAGACCCUCAAGUUCAAUAUGGCCAUUGUUCUUCUCCCUGUUUGUAGGAAUACCAUUACUUGGCUCCGGAGUAAGACCAAGCUUGGCGCUGUUAUCCCUUUUGAUGACAAUGUUAACUUCCACAAGGUAAUUGCAGUUGGCAUAGCCAUUGGGGUUCUUUUACAUGCUGGAGCACAUCUUACCUGCGACUUUCCAAAGCUACUCCAUGCGACCGACGCUCAAUAUAAACCAAUGAAGCCGUUUUUCGGUGAAGUACGACCGAAUAACUAUUGGUGGUUCGUGAAGGGGACGGAAGGGUGGACAGGGGUGGUGAUGGUGGUGCUGAUGAUCAUAGCAUUCACCUUGGCUCAGCCAUGGUUCCGCCGCAACCGCCUGAACCUCCCCAAAAUCAUCAAGAGACUCACAGGCUUCAAUGCCUUCUGGUACUCUCACCAUCUCUUUAUCUUUGUCUAUGUCCUCUUCAUCAUCCAUGGCUACUACCUCUAUCUUUCCAAGAAAUGGUACAAAAAAACGACAUGGAUGUAUCUAGCUGUCCCGGUUUUGAUAUACGCAUGUGAAAGAUUGAUUCGUGCGUUUCGGUCGGGCGACAAAACAGUGAGGAUCUCAAAGGUUGCUGUGUAUCCUGGAAAUGUUUUGGCAUUGCAAAUGUCAAAGCCUCAUGGUUUUAAAUACACAAGUGGGCAGUACAUAUUUGUAAACUGUUCUGCUAUUUCUCCCUUUCAAUGGCAUCCGUUUUCGAUCACGUCUGCUCCAAGGGAUGACUACUUGAGCAUUCACAUCCGCACCGUGGGAGAUUGGACUUCACAGCUCAAGACCAUUUUCUCUAAGGUAUGUCAGCCACCAUCUGUUAAUCAAAGUGGUCUUUUGAGGGAUGAUAUUGGCCAAAGCAGCAACAAAAUCAGGUUGCCAAGACUGUUGAUAGACGGACCAUACGGAGCUCCGGCGCAAGACUACAAACAAUACGACGUUCUUCUUCUUGUGGGGCUGGGGAUCGGCGCCACGCCACUGAUCAGCAUCGUCAAGGAUGUACUCAACAACAUCAAGGAACAAAAAGACAUCGAAAAUGGCAUCACCGAUAAGCACGCCAAGCCUUUCAUGACAAAGCGAGCUUACUUCUACUGGGUGACAAGAGAGCAAGGCUCAUUCGAAUGGUUUAGAGGUGUCAUGGAUGAAGUCGCCGAGAACGAUCGAGACAGAGUGAUUGAGUUGCACAACUAUUGCACUAGCGUUUACGAAGAGGGUGAUGCUCGGUCCGCCCUCAUUACCAUGCUCCAAGAUCUAAACCAUGCCAAGAAUGGCGUUGAUAUUGUGUCCGGGACAAGGGUGAAGACUCAUUUUGCUAGACCGAACUGGCGUAAUGUCCUAAAGCGUGUUGCUAUAAAUCACCCUGAUCAAAGAGUUGGGGUGUUUUACUGUGGAGCACAAGGGCUGGUAGGAGAGCUAAGGAGAUUGUCACAAGACUUCUCUAGGAAAACAACCACCAAAUUUGAUUUCCACAAGGAGAAUUUUUAGAGAUUUUUUUUUUAAAAUAUAUAUAUAUAUAUAUAUAUAUUAUAGAAAUUGUAAUAU